This is a messenger RNA of Colletotrichum navitas, 3237 nucleotides long. RefSeq lists its product as uncharacterized. The transcript is spliced from 2 exons. The coding region runs from base 172 to 2826 and encodes 884 amino acids. Lineage: Eukaryota; Fungi; Ascomycota; Sordariomycetes; Glomerellales; Glomerellaceae. The record is from RefSeq and is a predicted model, not a curated record.
UACAGCCUGAUUGCUCCCAAUCAAGCCAUACCCUUCCUUUCCAGCGAUCUAUCUGUCUGCCUAAACACCACGCUACUUGACAUCUUCCGCGCGUGAGGUUGCUUCUUCGUGGUUCGCUUCGCAUACAUCAAUUUUUGUGCCGGGUGGGAUACAUUCGCCUUCGAAGCCAACAUGCAACGCAGCUUAGACGAUCGUACAAGCGGAAAGACAGAAGAAAUAUAUCGCGAGGAAAUCGGGCGAUGGAAAGCAAUCGACAUGAGAUUACGAGGGGCACGAGGUCAAAUCCCACCAGAACCGCCCACAAAGUUAUCAAGACCAGAUUUGUCCUUCCUCAAUGACGACCAACAUGAUCAGAAAAGUCUGCCUGUUGCGGUUUCAAGAGAGCAGCUCAACUCUCGUCACACCAAUCAACAAUCAUUUCAAACUGAUGAAGAUGUAUCACGGGCGCAUUUUGAGGCUUAUUCUGCAAGAGAGCAAAGUAAGCAAAAAAUCCGAGAGCUUUGGAAGACGCAAAGACCCGACGUAAUCGAAGAAGACAAGGCAUCUGCGGAGACGAGACGUGCCCAGUUCUUCCUAGAUCUAGAACGGGCGCAAAAAGAAUUCGACCUUUGGGAUGACCGGGUGAUGCAGAUCUCUCUAGCGACAGGUCGUAGAAGGUUCUUUCAGCCACACACGCAUCCAACCAAAAACCAUUUAUCGAAUCGAUUCAACUUGAUGCCCUCACAACCAGAAUCCAAGCCACAGAGCCCGCCACUCGUCAUACGAGAACCCUUACCAGUUCCAAAACGAGAAGUGUUACGGAGAAAACACAGCAUGGAAUCUGAGAAAGAACCCCGCACCAGCAAACCAUCCCCUACCGUGGAUGUCCAGGUCAAUCCCAAGGCUCGCCGAGAUGUCACGUUGCACUUGGACUUGGAUGUAACUCAAGAUGUAGAAGAAGAGCUCGAAGAGUUCUCAAAACUCAGAAGGAUAGGACACUUUAAUGCGGCAAAGCGAUAUUUCGAGGAGCAUCUUGAACGCUGCAUCGACAACGCAUACGUCUUGGAUCAAUAUGGUCAAUUUUUGCUGGAGAUUUCAGACAUUCAUACGCUCACCAAAUUGGCGAGGGAGUACCCGCCAGGAGAUUUAGAGAAGGCUGCAUCAGCCAACUGGUUUCUGGUUCGUGAACGAGCCCAUCAGUUUGAUGAUGAGGUUUGUCCGCGAGGUGGAUGGCAAAAGACGCCAAACCUUCGGAAAUUGCUUCAAAACUGGCCAAAGCUGGACUCUACAGAAUUGCAAUGUCUCAUCAACGACCUGCGUGUUGUCAAACACGCAGGCGCAACGGAGGGACACAACGCAGACGAAUAUGGCGAGCUUUAUGCACAUCUCCAGCAUGAAGACCGCAUUUGGGACUUCAGAGACUUGUGUUACGGGCUUCUGGCCGUCAAAUCGCUAGAGGAAACGAUUCAUUGCCUUUUCAGCAGAUAUUUGUCCUCACAGAACGAGAAUGCACCCGAGGUUACCCAAGUGAUUCAACAGCACUGGGAAGGCUCUGCUGGAGACGAAGUGACAUCCUUAGCCUUGCUGGAUAUCUUCACAGCGUUCACCAUGUGGGCCCUGGACGCUGCCAACAGUCGGUAUGAAACUUCACUAGACGACUCCGAGGAGCUUCAAACCGCCAAAACGUACCUCAAGAUUGCCCAACACUACGCCACUGGAGUCCUACGCCAAAACCCUCUCAAUCUGAAGUCUCGACCCUACCUUCAGUGGGUUGUUGCCAAAGUCCUAGUGGAGAAGAACACCGAUACAGCUCGCUGCGGACAAGCUACCCUUGUGAAGUAUUUAUCCAAUUUGCGAGGGGAAUCUAAGGUCAGCUCAGGGGCGUUUCGUGGACUGCUUUCUUUUCAGGACGAUGUUUACUACACGCCAAACCAAGACGAGGCUCCGGAUUGGCAGCCAGAUUCUUCCAUCGCAUUUUCCUACGAGCAGGAGAAAGCUAUCCUCAUGGUCGUGAGGAAUGCGAGAGAGCUUGGCGACGUCAUGUUGGAAGCAGCUUGUCUACAACAGCUGAAAUAUUCAUCCCCGAAUCCCGAGGCGCACCUAGUCGAUUUGUGCAACUUGUGGCGCUCCGUGGGGAAUCGGUCGGGUCUGCUGAGAGCCUAUUUUUAUCGUUACAUUUUGAAGCGAUCACCAGGCGUCAGCAAUGAUCUGCGAAGCAACCUCUUAGAGUUUGGAGAUGCUGAGUGUAAUGUCGACUUGCAGAAAACUCGAUUUAUGAUUCUUCGGGCACUGUCGAACAGGUCAUACGAAAAGACGGUGUAUCUCAAAAGAGCACGAGACCUAGAAGAUGAACCAGGUCGCCUUCCGUAUGACAGGGGCCAGCCACAGCCGUCUAUAUACGCUGGAACAAAAUACUCGGCUAAGAAUAGCAGUCGGCAAGCAAGCUUUCACUCCGUAAGAUCUUCCUCGGACUGGACUGAGCUCAGCGAUGACAACGACCGGCCUAUGAGAAGCCAGAGUCCAAGCCUGCAUAACGUCGAAAGGCCAAUGCUGAACAAGGAAGAAACUUCUCUGGAGAACGAACGGAAGUGGUUGAAGGAGCAGGAUUCAACUAGACGGAUGCUGGCUGAUCAUGCUGACUCGAUGGCCCAACAGCCUGAGACAAACAGCUUCCUCGUAAGGGGUGACUCGAUGGAAACGAGCAAGGGCCCUGAAGCGCUUCUUGAAGAAAAGAAUAUUCUUAACUCCGACAGUCAAAGGACGACGAAAGGGUUCGGAGACGGGGAGGGCAUUAUCAACGUGGACAACGACGAGCAACGAUGCGGGAAAGAGAAAAUUGGUCAGUAAACUGCAUUUGACCUUGCUUUCGAAAUCUUGGUUAUCAAUAACCUAGCAUAAUUUGACGAAAGGUCCUCUAACAGUAUACUUAGAUAAUGCGGAUGUCGGUAAGCUUGAGGUUGAGGAUCUUGAACAUCAUGUUUUUGAUGAGGAGAGGAACCAUGAAGAUGUACAAAGUACAGGUUCGCAGGUUUGGAACCUUGAAUCUUCCAUCGAUUAGGCUCACUCAUGAGAAUCCGGAUGGCCCACGUCCGAGGUACCUUCGUUAGCCAACAUAUCCGGUAAUAAAGUAAAUUGCAAGAUUUGGAAAAGCUAGGGGGAUAAAACAGAUUGAUUCUCAUACGAUUCUAGUACCCUUCUAGCUUGCAGACCUAUUGUUUCAUAUGUUUGCGCUUACAUUAUCUAACACACUUGCCGGAC